Molecule: messenger RNA, 1247 nt
Organism: Vitrella brassicaformis
Lineage: Eukaryota; Vitrellaceae
Source: the annotation of a GenBank genome assembly
GGGCCAAGCCAGCGGCAUUCACAAAGGCAGUCGGGUGGUGGGUAGGUACAAUCCGAGUCAGUCAGUUUCCGCAUGCACACACGAAUCCGUCCGUCCGCCUGUCUGUCUGUCGCGUCGCCUCGCCUCUCACACGGGUGCACAGAUACAUGAGACUACACACGAUCACCCGGUGGUCAGCCGCGCAUCGAUUCAUUGGUUUGAUGAUACAAUCCUCUGUCUACCCAUCUCAGUCACGUCACACAGACAAAAACAGACAGGACGCUGGCUUGCCUCGUAGCUUCAUUCACAGACAGACACCACACGGCAAAAAUCGCUCAGAAGCCCAGCGCGUGCAGGACCGGCACGGACUGGUCGACCCCCCUCUCGGCCGCGAAGGCCGCCAUCGCGAUCAUCGCCAGCCGGCCGUUCUUGAGCUCCUGCAGCUCAAGCUUCUUCUUCUCGGCGUCCGACUUGUUCUUGUACAACCUACAAACACACACGCAUACAACACCACCAACAUAACCCCAGCCGACCAAGACCGUGUGUGUGCCGUGCCCUUCGCCCCACCUGAGUGGGUCGAAGCCGAGGUUGCCAGCGGGUCUCUCGGGCGUGCCCUGGAAGAGUCCGUCGUUGUAUGUCUGGCCCUCGAUGAGGCCGAUGGCGGCGAAGAUCUGGGGGAUGGCCAGGGGGUGCUGCUGCAGCACGGCCUUGUAGAUGUCGAUCCAGUCGUCGGGCUUGCUGUCGAGAUAACCCGGGAUCAUCAGACCCAGCCGGUUGGCCGCGAUGCCCAAGAAGGCAAGCAUGCAGACGCGGCCGUGCUUCAGCUCAGACUCCCGAAGCCACUGCGCAACACACACACACACACAUGCCAAAACGUUCCAUGUGUGUCCACCCAUCCAUCUUGGAUCCAUCUUGUCCUCACCUCAACAGACGGCCAGACCAUGCUGCCGUAUUCGCGAAAGAGGAUGUUGCCGAGCUCGAACUUGCCGGUGAGCUUCCAGGGGUCCCAUGGGCCCUUCAUCAUGGACUGUGUUUCCACGUCAGCUCCCACCAUCUCCUCCAGCUUGGGCGACACGUCACGCUGAGACGUCACCUGCAUCGUGACGUCACGCCGACCGCCCCGCACGCCGCCUACUCGAGAUGGCAGCGGCUGGAACGCAUUGGCGCCCACAGCCAGGCAGAGAGCGACGACGAUGGACGAGAUGGUGAGAUGGGCCAUGAUGCUGUGCCGUUUGGCCUUGGAAAAUCUGCCUUGCUUCUGCUUGCUU